Messenger RNA from Elephantulus edwardii (Cape elephant shrew), 1002 nucleotides. RefSeq names its product C1q and tumor necrosis factor related protein 9 (gene C1QTNF9). The transcript has 3 exons. Bases 1 to 1002 code for a protein of 333 amino acids. Gene Ontology annotation, molecular function: protein binding. NCBI's taxonomy places the organism in Eukaryota, Metazoa, Chordata, Mammalia, Macroscelidea, Macroscelididae. The record is from RefSeq and is a predicted model, not a curated record.
AUGAGGUUCUGCUGGGUCCUGCUCGCCAUCGGGGCCUGCAUAGGGAGUAUAAACUCACAGGAUGUGUGCAGGCAAGGGCAUUCUGGCAUCCCCGGGAAUCCUGGACACAACGGACUGCCGGGAAGAGAUGGGCGAGAUGGAGCAAAGGGAGACAAAGGAGAUGCAGGAGAACCAGGAAUUCCCGGAGGUCCAGGUAAAGAUGGAAUUAAUGGACAAAAAGGAGAACAAGGAGCAGAUGGAAAAGUAGAAGCAAAAGGCAUCAAAGGUGAACCAGGCUCAAGAGGAUCACCAGGGAAGCAUGGGCCGAAGGGACUUGUGGGUCCCAUGGGAGAGAAAGGCCUCAAAGGGGACCCCGGCAUUCAAGGGCAAAAGGGGAUUAAGGGUGAGGUGGGGCCCAUGGGACCAGAAGGCUUGCAGGGAAACCCUGGACCUUUGGGUCCGACUGGCUUACGUGGUCCUGUUGGCCCCAUUGGGAAGCCUGGCCCCCAGGGAGAUGCUGGACCUGUGGGGCCUCAGGGGGAGCCAGGAGCUCGAGGCCUGAGAGGCUGGAAAGGGGACCGAGGAGAAAAAGGGAAAAUUGGGGAAACACCUGUGCUGCCCAAGAGUGCCUUCACUGUGGGACUGACCGUGUUGAGCAAGUUUCCAGCCUCGGAUUUACCCAUCAAGUUUGAUCGGAUCCUCUACAAUGAGUUCAACCACUACAAUGUGGCCACGGGGAAGUUCACCUGCCACGUGGCUGGCGUCUAUUACUUCACCUACCACAUCACGGUCUUCUCCAGGAACGUGCAGGUGUCCUUGGUGCGGAAUGGGGUGAAGGUCCUGAACACCAAAGAUGGUUAUCUGAGCUCAGAAGACCAGGCCUCUGGGGGCAUGGUCCUGGAGCUGAAGCUGGGGGACGAGGUAUGGAUGCAGGUGACAGGUGGUGAGCGGUUCAAUGGCUUGUUUGCAGAUGAAGAUGAUGACACCACUUUCACGGGCUUCUUGCUAUUCACCAGCCCAUGA